UGAACUUCAACUGUAGCAGACGUGAGGGGCAUCAAAGAAGAAACUCCAGAGUGCUGGUAGUUGGUGGGCGUGUGAUGGUGGGCGUCGGUGUGGGUGGUGGGCGUGCGUGAGGCUGCCCUCCACUAUGCACACAGUGCGGCCCAGUGCCCCGCAUCAAACCCGCAGUCAGCCACAAGUGUCUCGCACUGAAUCUUUGAGGUCGGAGCGCUCAGACAAGCGGGUGUCCUUCAAUAAGGACGUCGGAGUGAAGCAUAUUCCGCGGGGCGCACAAAAGACCACAGUUCGCAUCAGUCCAAACCGCGACGACGAGUGGGCCAAUUGUUCGCAAGUGCACCGCGAACCUGUCUCACUGUCAUCACGGGAGCUGGAGCAGCAAGCUGAGCAUCUGGUCAAGCUACUGGAUCACGUCAACUGUGACGUAAACACCCGCUCCCUUGAUCGUCCUUCCAAAAACAAGAACAGCAAUACGAAGAACCUGGCCCAUCACACCUACAAUAACGUUCUUUUUAACAACGUCAAAAACACCAACGUGAUAAACGGAGAGAAUCGUGGGCGGCCAAGGGACCUUCCUGCCUCCCGGACCACAAACCCUAUCAACAGGAGGAUCAAGGGUGACGUUAACAGAACCCGUGCUCAUCAUCCCCUUCCUAACGGUGGGCCUCUCUCCCAUCGGCACAAAUCCGCCGAUCAUUUACCUGACACAGAACUAGAAGAUUCCCCGCCCCUGCCUCGACGAGGUAACCAUCUAGCUGCCCAUAAGUCUGUUCCCGACCUGUAUGCCCCAUACUCCAAAAGAGAAGGUUCUGGUCAGCGUGAGAACAAUUUUCACCAUGCUGAGAAUCGCAGCAGCAACCUGAGUCGAGCAGCACCAGCGUCGGCCUACAAAUCUGUAGACAAUCUUGCAGACGGCAGCAGUCAGGGCAUAGGCAGCCGUCUUCAAGGAUUCAAGUCGGUGGGAAAUCUUCCAUCAGUGGCGAUUUCUGAAACGGACGACGAUUUCGACCAGUAUCCAUUAUAUAAACCCCGCGUGGGCAAGAUCAUCAAGAAAUUCAACAAAAACGCCGAGGAGGUGCCACAUCAGCCACUGACGGAGCUAAGUGAAAUGGAACCGGGUCAGCGGGGGACCCUUGAACCUGACCGCUACCGCAACCACAACAACAACCAACCCUUCAGCUACACUGGCACAGCACCUUUGGCCUCUGUACAAGCCGUCAGGAGACUUUCCCCACCCCGUGAUACAGGCCGCCCAACCCCACCUCGAGAUACAGGCCGCCCUACCCCUCCCCGUGAUACCCCACCUCGUGAAGCCCCUGUCUACGCGCAAGUCAAUAAGCGUGACGGUCGUCCACCCCACGCCAGUGGACGUCGAGAAAUGGACAGAAACUACCACAACUCUCGUCAGGAGAGAGAGUACUCCGCCAAGAUCAUCAUCACAGAAGAUGACACGGACCGCCAUCGUUCCCCUUACCACGACCCCUAUGAUGACCACUACCAUGACACACCACCUAAGAACCAAUAUCAGGACGACGACGAUGAUGACGACGACGCCUACGAGAGCUACCAGGUACCUGAGGACAACCUGAGGCGCUUGAUUCACGAUGAUCUAGAAGAAUACAAGGAACACUUCAACAAUAACAUUAAUAUGUCAUCUGUGGGAGUGCAGACAGAGUCACUGCCUAAAGCCCCAACUCGCUCACGCCAACGAAGUCACAAGAGCCCAGCGCCCUCUCCCACCCGAACCCCAGUUCAUAACAAACAGCCCAUGCAAAAGCAGGCAUUCAGGCAGCAGGAACAACCACUCCGACAUCAGGAGCAGAAGCAACAACCACCUACUUACCACCAGUCAAAACAGCAGAAUUACUUCCCUCAUCAGGAGCAGCAGCGAGGCCGAACAAGCAUCCAUAAUAACUUGACCUCAGCCACGCUUGUUCGACAAGUCAAUCAUGGUUUUGGCAGGACUGAUCGUUCUCCUUCACCGCCGCCACGAGUUUCCGCCACCCGCCAGCCACGUCGGAAUGUUGUUCCACUCCUUUCUGAUACCUCAGACUCUGAGGGAGAAUACCGGGGACGUACAGUGGACCCACUGGCUAGAAUCAGAGAUCAGGUGAUGCAGCGGGAGAAGCUGCAAGAGGAAGAGGAGGAAGAGGAAGAAGCUACUGCUGUGGCUCGGUUGAGGCGGCCACCUCUACAAGAGAGCUCCACCAUGCCAUAUCGGGCUGAAGAGAUGACGCCUUUGACCAUCGACGAGGUGGAUGCUCUUAGUCUCGUUAUGGAAGACACGGGUAGAAAAUCUCUUGUAGUCUCCAACCAAGCACAGUCGACCACCGUCACCCGUGUUUCCAACCACCGGUCUCGUCACACGGAGACCAUCACAGAGCGCCACCAUACUACUCGUGAGCCCAUCACAGAGCACCAGCACACCAGCCGUGAACCUGUUACAGAGCACCACCACACCACUCGUGAACCCAUCCAAGAGCGCCACCACUCUGAACCCCGCGAAAAAGACAGCCUCUCGCGGCCUCAAAAGCCACUAAGAGAUAAAAACCAUGCCUCCCGUGAGGCCACGCCCACGCGGAAGGGAAGGGACACACCCACACACAAGGACCAACCUACCCUGGAGAAGAAAAAAAAUAACCUGGAAAAGAAUAAGAAGAACAACCUGGAGAAGGAGCGAGUCACUAAGGCUGCAGCUAAGCAGAAGGAAGAGAAAAAGAAGAAGAAACGGAUCAAGAUCAAGUUCUUCUACGACCCUCGACCCCAGGACGACCCUGAUGUGGACCCCCUAGCUAACUUCACGGAAUUCCGGGGUACAUCUUCUGACGAGCGAGUCUCGCCUCGUAACGACCGCACCGAUCUGGACGAUACACGAGACGAUCCGGUAAAACGACGCAGUGAGGAGCGAGAGAUUAGCGGUGGAGACGAUUAUCAGCGUCGUCGCGAUCUGCCAGAUGUCUUGGAAGAUGCAACCCCCAUUAGAGAGCUUCGUGCAGGGUCCCGCGAGCGUCUGGAUACAACGCCGCGAGCAGGAAAGCGUGGCCAGCGAGACAACGCUCGAGAGAGAUCCUACGACUCUUACGACUAUAAGCGCCGAGGCUCCAAAGACUCCAGGGACUCCCGCGACAAUCGCAGUCGUUCCCGCGACGACCACGCCCCCUACGACGACGAGCGCGACGAGAGACGCAAUAACUACGAGCGCACGAGGGAGUACGACCACCACGACGAGGAGGACGAGGUGGAUGAACGGGGGUCACCGGAUGGCAGGCCAGGUCGUAGUCUCAGCGAUAAGUAUCGAACCGGUCCCUUAUACGACCCUCCUGACGACCCACACUUGGACGACCACCAGGAUGACCACCUCCCACAUCAGCCACAGCCACAGCCCCCAUCAGAGGAGGAAGAGAAGAAAGAAAAGAUAAAUAGACAGAGAAACAAAUUCCUGUCAGCUUUGAUGAGUGAUGGUCGGAACAAAUCCUCCACCACCAAGACAAAGACCUCCAACACUAAGUCUUCCUCCAACACUGCCUCCAACACCAACACCAGCAAGAGCAAGUCCAAAGACCCUUCUCCCUCGAGGAAGACUAAGAAAGGACCGGCGCCACCUCAGCCCUCUCCACCACCACUCCAGGACACACCUGAGAAGUCGAAAACUCAGGCUCCUCCCUCCAAGAAGAAGUCUCCCAAGAAGAAGCGGGCGUGGCCAUGGGCACUACUGGGGCUGCGGGGAGGAGGGCGGGAGGCAAGCAAAACUCCUCAGGGAGGUAGCGGGGGUAGCGCCCCUGCCCCCGUUUCUUCUCGGGCCUCCUCCCGGGCCUCCUCACGUAGUUCCCAUCGCCCUCGACGUCCCAGCGUGAGAGCCUCCAAGAUCCGACGUGAUGGCCAGUCUCCAUGGUUCACUAAGGAGCGGCAGCAGCAGAGGAGGGAAAAAGCGCCACCUCCUCCCUGGCAGACAUCUACGCUGAGCCGGGCAGAACUGCGGGAGAGGAGGGGCGGCACUGCCGGAGAUGCUACAGUGGAGGGUCGUGGCUACUCCACUGUCCAACGACCCACCAGGAAGUACUCUGCAGAGUCCUCUGCCUCUUCUGUUGGUCCGCCUCCACCGCCGCAAGCGGCCCGAACCACUAGUUUUAAGCACAGGUAUUUUGGUGACACCGACAUCGAGAGUAAUCAUGGUGGCAUGAAUGCCGUUGGUGACUACCGUAGCCUGCCUAACCGCUCAAGUAGGUCGGCCCACAAGAGUGCUGGAAGGGGCCGUAGGACUGCUAGUGGCCCUCGGGGCAUGUCACCGCCAGUAGUGGGCUCAGCUGGUAGCUCCCUGCAGAGUAGCGAGAGUGAAGUGGACAGUCAUGGAGGCUCUCAUGCCUCGCGUGCCUCAAAGGCUUCAAGGAUAUCGACAGGAUCCAAUAAAUCAGUUUAUCUCCAUGCCACAGCCAUCGCUGACAUCCCCGUGCGUCGCGGCCCUGAAGAUGCUCCCAGUGAGAGAAGUGUCAGCCGCCAGACAAAGAAAGUCUCGCGAUCCUUCUCCCUGCUUGCUCCCUGGAAGCCGCGACAUUACCGUGAGAAGUUUGAGGUUGAGUAUGAUAACAAGGAAGUGAGAGACGCUCGCAGCUCUGACCACAACGCCAGUAAGGGUGCCCUUCCCCCCCGUCCUCCAAGACGACCUGUUCACGAUCCCAACGACAAGACGGUCAACCGCUCACAGAGCGUCUACAAGGAUUCCCGCCUUGCCACCUGGCUUCGACGACGUAGAAACAAGGAAGCCAAAGGAAUCUGACGCCGACAGCAGCAGCAAGAGCUUUAAGAGCUGCAGUAACAGGACCAACUGAAGUAACAGCUGCUAGAGUAGCAAUUUUCCAAAUAAGUGAAAUGUAAACAAGAAUGAAACUUACAUAUUCUGUGGAGAAGUUGGCGGUAUAUAUGUGUACACAACACCCCCACAAGUCAUCUUCAUAUCUUAACUUCUUUAUGUCACACUCACUCACACUGUUUCACCCGUUUUCUUCCUGUGUAUCUCACCUCCAGUCAACUUUUCUUCACAAUAACACAGCUAAGCUUCACUAACACCGGUUGCUGCUGCCUGUAAAUAUGUUCGUAAACUGUCCUGUCAUGUAAUUGGUUAAAUUACAUAACAGGAUACAAUAAAUAGAUCGAGUACUGCCUUUGUGACGUGUACCAGUAUUUCUGAAGAAUCUGAAACCUUCCAGUGAAUAAAUAGAUGGAUUUAUUAGCUGUGGAAUUUUAACAAGAGUAAAAUGUAAGUGUUUUUACUGAUGCAAGUCUUGUUUCAUAUGAUGCCUCGCUCACUGGACUUUUUGGUCAUAUGACCGAUGCCUUCCACUGGCUUUCCAGUCCACCCCUAAAAUAUUUUUAGAUAAAAUUCUCUUUCAUCACGAUAUAUAAAAAGGCACACUACAACAUGGUGCCAUAGGAUUGUUUUUGUAGAUCAAUCAUCAUCAAGAAGACAAUUUGCAGAAGCUUCUAUUAGGACAACGAUCAGCUCCGUGUAUCAUUUUAUCUUGACUUUCCAACUCUCAACACAGCAAAACUUUUUUUUUUUUUUAAAGAAUAUUCUGUCUCCAUGCUUGGGGAAAAUUUCCCUUUUUUCGAAAUCCACUCAGUGUCAAGAAUCCUUCUCUGGUGACAUGAUGUGAAUCCUACAAAUUUCACUCCUUUUAAAAAGGUUGAAGGGAGUAAAAGAAAAGUGCAACACUGUUUCCCCAUACUUGAGGAAUGUUGUGGGGAGUUUGUUUGAAGGAGUGAAGACUUCCAAAGCUUCAAUGGGUGGUUUUUGGGUUUUAUGUAUGUUGUUGUCAGCUUGUUCUUCGAAAGGAUUUAACAUGGUGGUAAUUUUUUUAAUCAUUAUUCAUUUUUUUCCUCACUCCCUCUUGUUUUAUUGGGGUUUGCGUGGUUAAAUGUUUGCUUUAUGCGGAAAUUGAAAUUUUGCAUUGAACUUGGGAAAUUUUCCCAGGUCGGGGUUUUUUGGGUGGGAACAAUGUAAGAGUUUUUUUGCGGCAGUGUGUUGUCCACUCUUGAAGCCUUGUGGUGAUUAUAUUGUAAAGCGUCUCUGAAAGACCUUUGAGAGAGAGAGAGAGAGAGGGAGAGUGUGUGUGUGUGUGUGUAUGUAUUCUCACAUUCCUAUUUUUCCCGAGAGAGAGAGAGAGGAACUGGGGAAAUUUCAACGCUGUUUUACGGGGAUCGAUUCUCGGUUCCUGCC
Molecule: messenger RNA, 6208 nt
Organism: Cherax quadricarinatus
Lineage: Eukaryota; Metazoa; Arthropoda; Malacostraca; Decapoda; Parastacidae
Source: RefSeq, a predicted model, not a curated record